UUGUUGACCAGCCAAACAAAUACCUUGUUGGGACUUGAGAUUUUUUAAUAUUAGAUUCUAGAUCUUUAUAAAAGUUUACUUUACCCUGAUCUAGAUCUAGACUUGAUCUGUCUUUUGUUCCAAAGUAACCACUUAGAAACGCGUAAAAGUCAGUUUUAAAAGAUUAUGAUAUUAUAACAUAAAAAUAACUAAAAUUUCAUACAAUGAGUAAAGUCAGUAAACCCACAGCCCUUCAUUUAUCAAUGAAUAAAAAUGCAGAAACUCAUGGAGUGUUCUGGAACACAAAAGCAAAAAACGAGCCAAAAAAGUUUGGUUAUAAAACAAGAAAGAUGAAACACCCUAUACGGCAGCCCGAUGAAGAUGAAAUCUAUGCUAAACUUGAGGAAGAAAAGGAGGAAGAGAAAAAGAAAUUCAAUAAGAACAACAUAGACUUCAUCAGAAAAAACAAAGAAAGGUUAAAGGCUAAAGGUCAAGACCAGCAAGUACCACCUGGUACCACUCAUAUAAAGCCAGGCACCGUGACCUUGACCCAGGAUCAACUGGCUGCUCUGCUAGCAUCCCUAGGGAAAACAGAAGUUAAAGAUGGGAAAGAUAACCCAUUCAAGAUCAGCAUUGAUGUUUCCAAAAACAAAAUUGAGGUAGAAAGACUAGCUGGUGGUAAUGGUAGAGAACCAGUGCGCAAUCAGGUGACAGAGAGUGAUGAUGAGGCUGAUGUUGGAAUAAAUGCCCUGAUUAAUAGGCCUGGAUCUAGAAAAAUGGAAAGGAAUAAAAGUGAUAAGGAAAACAAGUCAAUGUCUGAAGGAGCCAGACCAUACCAGGCUCCAACUUACUCCCCUAGAGAGGCACCUAAGAAAGAUGCUGAAGACAUGCCUGAAACCAUUCACUGGAAACACAUGACUGUUGGGGAGAGAAAACGGCUACAGUGGGCUCGGGAGAGAGCGGAGGCUGCAGAAGAUUUUAGCCCCUGGGGGAGACCUGGGGGUGGGGCACCCCCUAAAAAACAAGAGGAGGUAACUUACAUUAAGGACACAGGUAGAAGAAUUGAAAGUCCAAAUGUUGAUGCCAAUACCAAGCUUAAGCAGGCAACUCUUGCUGAAGAAAUUGAAAAACUUCAGAAAGACAUAUUGGAAGCAGAGAAAAGAAAAAAAGCCAAAGAGGAAAAGAUAAGAAAAGAGCUGUCUGAUAAACAGAAAGAAAAGGGGGAGUUUAAUGGACACACUAGUAAUGUUAAGGGCAGCCAAGAGAGGGCUGAUGAAAAAAUUGAUAGUAUAAAGUGUGAGCACCUCUACCUUGAAGUAAACAAAGAUGUUUGUUUAUCUCAGCAGACUGAGAGACAAGAUGAUGUUUUAAGCAAGAAGGAAUUGGAGAGAAGGAGAUGGUUAGCUGAACUUGACAAACAAAGAGAAGAACAGCGCAUGAAGAAACAGAUGGAGAAAGAGCAAGACAGAACUGGGUUACAUGACCAGUGGGCUGACCGCUUCAUUUACCACAAAACAUUUGAACAAAUUUCUCCAAGAUAUGCCCAGGUUAGCCAGAAGCCUAAAGACCCAGAGCCUGGACCAGUUGUGUCUGUGGAAACUAGUGCGCCACCUGCAGCAAUGAGGAGUUCAAUGGUUGUUGGGACUGGGGCUCUCAAUGACAAAAGGUACGACAAAACAAAAGCAGAGGAGAAGCGCAAGUGGCUGGAGGAUUUAGAGAAACAAAGAGAGGAACAACGUCUAGCCAAGCAGGCCCAGAAAGAGAGGGAGAGACACCAAGAUGAUGGGGCAUGGGCAGAUCACUACCAGUCAGAUCACAAGAAGUUGCUGCCCACACAGGAGGCCAACUCAAACCAUCCUCAUCCCACGAAAGGCUAUGAAGCAGAGUCUAAGCUAAACGAUGGGUUAUGGGCUGACCCCUAUCCCUCUGAUCACAAAAAACUGCAUCAAGCUAGGGAGGUAAAUCAGACUCAUCUUGGUUCACCACGAGGUGUAGAGUUGUCUCCCCAGCGAACCAGCAGUGCACCCCACACUACUAACCCAGACACCAACACUGGGAAUGAUGAACCGAAAUCAUUUUUACGGGGUCAGAGGGCAUUUUUUGACCCUGCAACUCAGAAGGAACAGGAAGAAAAGAGAAAGGCUCAGCUGGAUUAUCAAGCGCAAGUUAAAGCCCAGAUUGAAGAAAAAGAAAGAAAAAAGAAAGAAGAGAGAGAAAGGAAAAUUCGUGAAGAUAUUGAAGAAGAGAGGAAACUACAGAUGGAGAGGGACAAGAUGAACAUGCAGUCAGAAUAUGAGCAAAGGAAGGUCAAAGAAAGGGAGGAGUUGCGACAAAAGCAAAUGGCUGUGCUGAAAACAGCUAUGGACGAAGCUGAAGAAAGGGCAAAAGAAGAAAAAAAUACCAAGAGGAUUCAUCAUCUCCAGCAGCAGGGCCAUGACGUGUCACAGCUAAAGGCUACUUAUGGAGACUGGGACAACUCUGCUAUAUCAAACAAUGAAGUAGCAGUUUCCCCAAGAAAAUAUGACACGACCACCAUCCCAGGGAUGGAAGAUUUGCUGACUGAACGCUUUUCUCAAAAGACGCGCCCGGCAUCGCCCCCUGCAUCAUACAGACACCAGGAAUAUGAGCACAACCAAAGUUCAAGGCCAUACAACAACGAGCCCUACAUAGAAGACAGGGUGUUGACUCCCAGUAGGUUUAGGAGCCCCAGCAAGCCCCAGGAUAUCCCAGACUCACCACGGAGGGAAUUUGGCACACAGACAUUGGAGCUGAAAGAUCUGAAGAAGAUUCUUCAAAGUCUGCCGGAUGAUGUUCAGAUCGAGUACAAAAUGAAAGUGGAGGAGGCUCUAAAGGAGAAGAUUAAAAAAGAUCCAAAACGUAAAGUCCAUGUUAAGAGUGCAGAUGACAGCCAGAGAAUGUCCAAGAAAGCAGAACCAGUCGCCAAAGCCCCGGGCAAGGAGAAAACUCUGACGCUGGGUGAACGACCUCUGUGGAACCAGAAGUCCAGGAAAACUGCUGUGAAGAAGAAUUCCGAAAAAGAUCCGUUCUACGCCCAAAAACGACAGGAAGCGGAGGAAAGGAGGACUAAAAGGGAAAGACAACUCCUGUACCUUCAGGAACUCAACAUGACCAGAAUUCCCUCCCAUUCGAGGAGCCCGGGCAGGAAUCAGAGGGAUGCGUCGCCGGAUGAUGUACCGCAGGUGGAGGAGCGAGGGAGGAAACCCGCUCCGACCCGCAAACCCAAAAGUGAGAAAGCAUCUGACCCCAACCGAGACACAUCCCCAAACGUCUUGUCCCUGCUGAACGACAGAAGCAAAUCUGCUCUCAGCAACUCUCCGCCAGUCCCGUCUGUCAAGCAUCGCACCAACAGGACCGUCGACGCAGACCCCUACGCCUACACCAACAACUACCUCAGCAGCAGCCAGACUGAAAGGUACGCGGAUGCCGCCAUAGAGCCCAACAAAGACGAUUUCCUUCCCUUCAUGCGGACCACAGAAAUACUCGACCCAUCAAAAGCUGAAGAACCUGUAGCCAUCUCACGUGAGAACUCCCGCAUGGAAAGGGCCAGAAAAGCUUAUUAUGAAAUACACCACCCAGCUAACAAGGGGAGGAAACUAGACAUAUACCAGGACAGAGAAAGGGAGGCAAUUCUAAAGGGGCCACAAAACCAGUUAACAAACCCAGGGUUAGUGCUAGAUCAUCCCACAGCAAGACAGGACAUGAUUCUACAACAGCUGUCAUCUCUCAAGAAGACGUUGAUGCAGCGGCAGAAAGAACUAGAAGACUACAUGAUGCCAGACUACGACCAGGAAACAGCCAGGGGGUAAAGCAGUGGUGUACAGCGGACUCUACACAAACUCAACUGAAUACCAGGCCAAAAUACCACAUAAAACUUGUGUGCAUUGUGUUAUACUCAUGUAUGGAAUUAUACUGAAAACAUAACUAUAAAAAAAUUAAAUUAUUGAAAAAUGUAAAUUAAAACACUGAGGUAAUUGUUAUUAUUGAACAUUAAUAUUUUUAGCUGUACAUAUAUUUAUAUAUAUAUAUAUAUAUAUUUUUCUAUAUUAUUUUUAUUAAAUUAUACCCCAAAACAGAAACCGCUCUUGAUUUAAAGUCUUUUCCUUGGAUCAAUCAAUGUAUGAACACAGUUGUUGUGAGCCCCUCGAAAUGUCACACUUCAUUAUUUUGAUGAUUCAGAGAUUAUGUUAUUGUAUAUGUUCUUCUUCCGUACAGUUAUACCAUUGCCAAACAUAGAAGAUCUGAUGAUACUAUUGAUGUAUUGUAUACCGUAAAUUUUAAUGUUGAACAAAGUUGCGUUACAUUUGAAUGAAUAGGCCUACCUUACUAUGUUAAGUUUUGUUACCUCCCAAAAAUUGUAGUUGAAUAGAAAUACAUUUUCUCAUUUUUUAUAACUUACCUUCUU
Physella acuta is the source of this 4402-nucleotide messenger RNA. RefSeq names its product trichohyalin. The record is from RefSeq and is a predicted model, not a curated record. Gene Ontology annotation, biological process: cilium assembly. Gene Ontology annotation, cellular component: microtubule; cilium. NCBI's taxonomy places the organism in Eukaryota, Metazoa, Mollusca, Gastropoda, Physidae. Gene Ontology annotation, molecular function: microtubule binding.